GAAAGGGUUGAAUUGCUUAGUGUUGUUGAGGAUCAUUAUGGAGGAGUUGUCGUAAGCUUGGAGAAUCAGGAGCCUGUGGAUUCUGAGCUCUUCUUCAAUGAACAUAUUGGAAGCUUCAAUGAACAAUUGGAAGCAACAGAGAAAGAAAGGGUCUGGCUCAAAUUGCCCAUACUGCAUUCAAAUCUUGUUCAUACUGCUGUCAAGAAUUCGGAUUCUGUUGGACAACUCAAAAUGGGCAUAUAUGAGAGGCAUCACAGAAGCAAAACAGAAAAUCAGAAGGAGGAAAACUGCCUCAUGGUUAAGAGAGUCUGUAUUGCAGCUUGGUCCAACUUUCAUUAAACUUGGUCAGUUGUCAUCAACAAGGUCGGAUCUGUUUCCACGUGAAUUUGUGGAUGAGCUCGUAAAAUUGCAGGACAUGGUUCCUGCCUUCUCUCCUGAGAAAGCAAGAAAAUUUAUUGAGAGUGAAUUAGGAGCUUCCAUUGACAUGUUAUUUAAAGAGUUUGAAGAUCGACCAAUUGCCGCUGCUAGUCUCGGUCAGGUUCAUCGUGCUAUUCUGCAUAAUGGAGAAAAAGUAGUAGUCAAAGUUCAAAGGCCAGGUCUGAAGAAGCUUUUCGACAUUGAUUUGAAAAACUUAAAACUGAUCGCAGAGUAUUUCCAGAGAAAUGAAGCUUUUGGGGGUCCACUCAGAGAUUGGAUUGGAAUAUAUGAAGAAUGUGCAACGGGACAGUUUUGGACAGCCAUGCUCUUAUUUUACAACCUUGUCAUGUCAAGAAUGAUGCACAGAAACAAAAGACAAUUGAGAAGGAUAAGAGUUCAACAGAGAAGGAUCUAAGACGAUUGUUUAGCCCCUUUGGCCAGAUUAAAAGCUUAAGGUUGCCAAUGAAGUUUGGAAGCCAUAGAGGCUUUGCUUUUGUAAAGUAUGUUAAUCAGCAGGAGGCACAAAAUGCUCUCAAAGCACUUUCAAGCACCCAUCUCUAUGGGAGACAUCUG
Molecule: messenger RNA, 990 nt
Organism: Vigna angularis (adzuki bean)
Lineage: Eukaryota; Viridiplantae; Streptophyta; Magnoliopsida; Fabales; Fabaceae
Product: protein ACTIVITY OF BC1 COMPLEX KINASE 7, chloroplastic-like
Exons: 9
Coding region: 98-832 (244 amino acids)
Biological process (GO): regulation of response to reactive oxygen species
Source: RefSeq, a predicted model, not a curated record